AUGAAGUACAAAGAGGACCGAUGCAAGUUCUGUGGCCUGUUUCACAGUAUCAAGUCGAAGUGUCCUGAGAAAUAUGACUCCUAUCAAAAGAAGUGCUCUCGCUGUGGACGUGUAAACCAUGGCACUAUGGCUUGCUUUAGCAACAACCCUACGGUUCAAGGCCUCUCGGUGGUUCUUAUUGAUAACCCAGGCAUGGGUACUAGCCACUUCAUCGACUUCGAGAUCAACGACUGUCAGAAACCAUUACGAGCAUUAUUGGAUAGCGGAGCUGCCAUGAGCGUUAUCCACGAGGCCGAAUUGACGAAGAUUCCUGAUGUUGUUAUACAACCCACCGACUUGGUGGUGCGUACUGCUGAUGGAGGAAGCCCAAAAGUAACAGGUAUCGUCCGGAACCUGAAGCUGACUUUCGCCGACGAUACAGUGGUCUACGAGAGCUUUGUUGUGGUGGACACUCCUCUAUCCCAUGCUAUUUUGCUGAGUACGAAUGCCUUACGAGGAGUCGGAGCUGUCUGGUUUAUGACUGAUAAGGAUAAUCUGAUGUUGCUUGGAGGAGACGCCAAGUCCUCCAUCGCUGCACAGAGACGACACCGUGCUACCAGGACCUACUCACCACAGCCCAUUGACUAUGGUGUCGUUGAGAUCUGCGACUUGGUUGUUGAGCCCCCUAAACCAGGAGCCCCUCGUCGAGAUGCCUAUACUUCUACGACUUCCAUCCCCAACGACUUGAUGGAAGAGAUGAUCAUUAGCAGCUAUCCUCAGGCCGAGGACGAUGACGACCUCUUGAACAAAAAAGGCCUUACCGCUGACCAGAAGGUCCAACAGACGAAGAUUGAACAAGCCAAAGACAUUGCUACUGAAGACACCAAGCCCUUCAAGUGGAAAUUGUUACCUUCAACGCCGAAGAGCCGGCUGGGACGUUUCUGUUUGGAUGUGCCCUGGAUUGAUGAUCGACGACCUGAUGGUAGACUAAACGGCAUGGCCAUACAGCGAGCUAUUGCCACUGACUCAAGACUACGUGAUAAAGAACGUGCUGCCUAUCUGGAGGUUAUCAAGUCACUAUAUGAUGAAGGUUAUGUUCGACACGAGAGGCGUGAUAACAUCGAGCACCUGAUACCGAGCUUCCCUGUGGUGAGACCAGAUCAUGCCACUACUAAGGUGCGAUUGGUUACUGAUGGAAGCACUGGCCUGAAUCGUCUAUGUCGAGAUGGACCUGUUAUGAACGAUGACCGACUUGGUAUGACCCUUAUGAGCAACCUCCAUCUAUUUAGACUGAGCCCGUACGUGAUCCUAGAUGACCUUCGACGUGCUUUCUAUCAAGUCAAGAUUGAUCCCGAGAACGAACCCUACUUUGGGAUGGCUAACAAGUACGGCUCUGAGAUGCUAUACGGUGUAUGGACGGCCAUGGGUUUCGGAAGCAACUACGCUCCGAGUGCUCUUGGGCAAGUGCUGACUACCAUCAUUGAAUUGAACGACUUUCACCACUCUGACGACCAUGAUGUCUCGAUCCUCGGCGAGGUGGCGCUACAAGUCUUGGAUGACUACAACCUAUCCAUCAACCACGCUACCAUAGCUGAUGAAACACCUCCGAUCGAGGGUGACCAUAAGAUUAUUGCUUCUGACAACGCCGCCCAGUCCGACGGUACUACAAUCCGCUCACAUGUAAGCAUCUAUGUCGACGACGUGCAGUCCAGAGGGGAUACUAUUCCUCAAGUCGAGGGUAUUGCCCGCAAGGUCAUGGGUGGACUCCGAGACCAUGGGUUCGAAGACAAUCCAAAGAAGAGGAUGAAGAGUUGGUUGUCUCACGAAGGCCACUACUUGGGCUACGGUGUGAAGGAUGAUUAUAUGUUCGUCGACUAUCGACCUAACCUGAAGUUACUCGAGAAGAAGGGAGGCGAUUUGACUCGAAGAGAAGCCUUCCGUCUCAUCAUGGCCUACUACGACCCUAUCGGUUUAGGAGUUGAAUUUGCUGGACGUCUACGAUAUCUAGGACGACAAUGCUACCAACAUUCCACUUCGUGGGAUGCUAAGAUCGAUGAUAACUAUGGCACCGAACUGAUAAAGCUAUGCAAAUAUGCAGUGAAAGAAUCUGCCAAGGCUACUACGACGCCAAGGCACCUGAACAUCGAGACCAUCUACGUCUCUACUGAUGCGAGCUUAGUGGCUGGAUCACAACAAGUGUACGACGCUGACUGUCAACGACUUUACGGUUCCUGUCACUUAUACUCGGCGGCUGAAGACAAGUGGAGCAUACCGAAGAAAGAGACUAUGGCUUUCUGUGAUGGAGUGUGUAAGGUUGCUAACUAUGUCAAGAUGAUUACCAACUUACACUAUGAUACAAAUAUCAAGAAGAUCGUCAUCCACGUGGACAGCGAGUGUGUAAUCUACCGUUUGCGACGAGUCAAAGCCCUACGUAAGAUGAAGACUAUCACAAGCCUCGAGACAAAGAGGUUGGAGGACGUUAUCACCAAGAUCAAUGAAUUGGGAUCCAUGGGUAUAACAGUAGAAGUCAGACACAUCAACGGUGACAAGAACCCGGCUGAUGGCCCUAGCAGACCCCACGGAAAUGACGCCCCCUCCCCAAUGACCAGAACUGAAGUCCAGCAUGCUGUUGCUACUGCUUCUAUUGCUACCCUGGACGUUGUCUUCGACCCCCGUCUGACUGAUGAGAAAGACGAUCUGCAAGCUGUGGAUGGAAAUCCACCUAUAUGCAAAGUGAACGUGAUCGACAUUGAGCAUUUCUUUGAAGACGAAGAGAUCAAGCAUUUACAAGAUGCUGAUGGGAGGUUGUCGACUAUUAAGGCUACUCUGAGAAAUGUGCCCCUAAAUGAGAGGCCAAAUGGUAUGAGAAUGUAUUGCCUCGAUGAGAACAACGUCCUGUACUUCACCGGUAUCACCUCCAUAGUCGACAAAUCAAGAACGGUGACCCCGUUGCCUGUGAUACCGAGAGGCCCGAAAGUACAAGAAUGUCUACUUACACUACAUGAAGGAGAAGGCCAUGUUGGAGCUGCCAAGCUACUUGCUAUCUAUCAACAAUGGUAUUCCACCCCCAAGGUGCGACAAGUACUACGACGCCUGCUACAGUCCUGUCCCGUAUGUCAACGUACAAGGGAAAGAGCCUGUACUCGUCGAGCAGGAGGAGUUGUUCGACCUCCUGGACUACACUUUGGUGUUGGCAGUUGCUAUGUACUAGACCUACAAGGUCCCUUUCUCGAGUGUGACGAUGAUCCUGACGUCCCACAGAAGAAGUGGGGCUUGACUAUGACUGAUCCAGUGUCCUUCCAUGUGUUAUUCGAUGUCCUCGACAACCCGAGCACUGGUGCCGUGAUUGACUCGGUCCACAAGAUUAUUGCUAUGAAUGGCAUUCCUCAGGCCGUUGUCAUGGACCCGGGAAGUUGCUUUACUUCCAGUGAUUUCAAGAUGUACCUCAAGUCCCAAGCUAUUGCCUAUACCUACCUACCACGAGAUGCUCAACAUCUUGGAGGCUUUCAUGAACGGGUACAUGGGACUAUAUUGCAACAAGUGAGGAGUCGGUUGGCGAGAGCUGAGCUGCAGGAUGAGCCCAUAACCUUCGUGACUAUUUAUAGUGAAGCUGUGGCCAGUGUGAACCGCCUCCCUCUGAACGACUUUGGAGGACUAACCCCCUUCGAAUUAUAUCAUGGACGACGCCCUCGUUAUCUUGCUGGUUCCUGCACUGGUGAGGAUGCUAGACUAGGUCAACAACUUAUUGAUGAAUGGUUGCCCGGCCUACGACGUGAUGAACAAGAUGUUCUAGAGUCUGACCUACAAAUGCUAUGCGAAGAAAUCUAUGAGCGACGAUGCCAAAGUAUGACUGACUACUUCGACCUCUGGAAGGAGCGAACUCGAAGAUGCCGACGUUACCAACUAAGACCAGUAUUGUCAUUAAAUUAA
Perkinsus marinus ATCC 50983 is the source of this 3909-nucleotide messenger RNA. Its product is annotated as gag/pol/env polyprotein, putative. The transcript has a single exon. Gene Ontology annotation, biological process: DNA integration; proteolysis. The record is from RefSeq and is a predicted model, not a curated record. NCBI's taxonomy places the organism in Eukaryota, Perkinsozoa, Perkinsida, Perkinsidae. Bases 1 to 3909 code for a protein of 1302 amino acids. Gene Ontology annotation, molecular function: aspartic-type endopeptidase activity; nucleic acid binding.